Messenger RNA from Dromiciops gliroides (monito del monte), 2044 nucleotides. It is a transcript of the gene GPR108, whose product is annotated as G protein-coupled receptor 108. Lineage: Eukaryota; Metazoa; Chordata; Mammalia; Microbiotheria; Microbiotheriidae. The record is from RefSeq and is a predicted model, not a curated record. Gene Ontology annotation, cellular component: membrane; Golgi apparatus. Gene Ontology annotation, biological process: transport.
UUGUCGGAGGCGGUGGCGGCUCCAGCGAUGGCCGAGGACCGGAGGAGGGGGCUCAGCGAUGGGACCCGAGCAGAGCGGGUGCUGUCGCCACUGCCGCUACCGCUGCUGUUAGGGCUGCUGCUGCUGGACGGUUGCUCGGGGAGGAUCCACAAGCUGGUGCUGACGGGGGAAAAACGGGCCGACAUCCAGCUCAACAGCUUUGGCUUUUUUACCAAUGGCUCCCUGGAAGUGGAACUCAGCCUCCUCCGUCUCAAUCUGGGGAGCCCGGAAGAACAGUCACAGUUGGUGGGCUUUAGCCUAUCCCGAGCUCGAACUGGAAGCAUCCGAUCCUAUUCUGCCCCAGAGCCCUAUACCUGUGCCCUCAAACACAAUGGGAGCAACUUAAUGGCCACCUUCCUCAUCGACCUCAAGGGCAAACAGGUGCAGGUAUCUCAGUUUGGGGAACAAAAGAAACUCCAGAUUUCUCCAGGGCUUCUCCAGGAACGGGUGUCCCUGCCCAGUGCAGACAAUGGGACCAGUGCAGCCAACCAGGAGGAUGGGGCAUCUCCCCUCUCUUUGGGGAGCCAGGACCCCAGCCAUAAGGAGUCGGGGCUGGUCCUGAGCUUGGGUUACAACAAUGACUCCUACAACUUCAGCUUCCACGUGGUGAUUGGCUCCCCAGCUGAGGAAGGACUUUACAACCUCAACUUUCACAACUGCUACAAUGCCGUCCCUGGGCACGAGCGGCCCUUUGACAUCACGAUAAUGAUUCGAGAGAAGAACCCAGGGGGCUUCCUGUCUGCCACCGAGAUUCCCCUCUUCAAGCUCUACCUGAUCAUGUCGGCAUGUUUCCUGGGGGCCGGAGUCUUAUGGGUUUCUGUUCUCUGCAAGCACAAAUACAAUGUCUUCAAGAUCCACUGGCUGAUGGCGGCCCUGGCCUUCACCAAGAGCACAUCCCUCCUCUUUCACAGUAUCAACUACUACUUCAUCAACAGCCAGGGCCGUCCCAUCGAGGGCCUUGCCGUCACUGACUACAUCACCCACCUGCUGAAGGGUGCCCUCCUCUUCAUCACCAUUGCUCUCAUUGGCUCUGGCUGGGCCUUUGUCAAGUAUGUCCUGUCUGACAAGGAGAAGAAGCUUUUUGGGGUUGUCAUUCCCUUGCAGGUAACUGCUCUGGUCCUGGCCAAUGUGGCCUACAUCAUCAUUGAGUCCACUGAGGAGGGGACCAGCGAUUAUGCCCUGUGGAAGGAGAUUCUGUCUGUUGACCUCAUCUGCUGCGGGGCUAUCCUCUUCCCGGUCGUAUGGUCCAUCCGCCAUCUCCAGGAGGCAUCAGGCACUGAUGGAAGGGUGAGUGCCCCAUUCUGUGCUCCAGAAUUGUGUCCCCCACCCCACCACCCCCAUUCUCCUUCUUCCCUGACGUCCUUCUCUCCCCUCUCAGUGGCAGUGAACUUGGCAAAGCUCAAGUUGUUCCGGCAUUACUACGUCAUGACGGUGUGCUACAUCUACUUCAGUCGAAUCGUAGCUGUCCUGCUCCGGGUCAGCGUGCCCUUUCAGUGGCAGUGGCUGCAUGAGCUGCUGGUGGAGCUCUCUACCCUGGUGUUCUUCGUCCUCACCGGCUACAAGUUCCGCCCAGCAUCCAACAAUCCCUACCUGCAGCUGCCACAGGAAGAUGACGAGGAAGAUGUACAGAUGGACCAAGUGAUGACAGAGUCUGGGCUCCGGGAAGGCUUGUCCAAGGUCAACAAAACAGCCACCAGCAGAGAGGCGCUCUGAGACCCUGCAUACCCUGUUGUUAGGGGACCUCUGAGGCACAAACCAUCCACGGCCCGCAUUCUGGGGCCUCUCCACUCCUCCCUGUUCUCCUCCCAGGACAAGGCCCCCAGCAGGGAGAAAGAACUCGGUUUGGGAAAUGGGGGAAUCCCCCCUUGGUUUGAAGGGCAAUGCCUCGCUAUCACUGCCCCUGGUGAGUGGGGGGGUCAGCCUUGGAUGGUCCCCCCAGCCCAACACACGCGCGCACACACACACACACACACACACACACACACACACACACACUCUCCUACUG